AAGAAAAUAUUAAAAAUUCAACCCGAAUUGUUGUAAUUGUGAAUAAAAAGAAGAAAUCUAGUAUCUUAAUUCUGAAGGCAGCCGAUGUUGCUGAUUCUGGAAUCUAUCAAUGUUGUGCUGGUGACUCAAGAGACAGUAAAAAUGAGAGUACAGAAGUGAAAAUUUGGGAAAUGCCCAACAUGAUGGUGAAUCAGACCCCAGGACAUGUCAACGAAACAGAAGGGGCAAAUGUCACCAUUAAGUGCCAGUUCAGGAGACCUGCCAACCUCAGCUUGAUGGAGGUGAAAUGGCAUAAAGACGGCCAGGAAAUCAGCAGCUUAAACCACUCUGUGCAAUUAAGUCAGGAAGGGACUCUCAUGCUGAUGAAUGCAAAUGUGGAGGAUUCAGGAAACUAUGUAUGCGCAGUCAGGAUCAGAAAUCGGACAGGAUCGGGAAAUGGAACACACGUUCACAUCCGUGCAGGACGUGAGAAGCCAUCACAGAAUGCCAACAUCAAUGCUGACAACAGGCAACCAAGCCAGCCCCAUGAAAAUAUCAGGAGUGGAAUCGGAAUCCCCGUGGGUGUUGGCGUAGCGGUGGGCACCCUCGUCUUCUUGCUGCUGCUGGGUGUCGUGGUGUGGAGGUCCAAGAGGAAAGGCAAAGGAACUUCAGGAAACCCCUCAGAGGUGGAUCCAGCUUUAACCAAAGAAGCCAGAAAGCACACUUCUCUGACCAACCAAGUGAGCAAUGUAACAUAUGCUGACCUGAGAUUCCACAAAAGGGAAGUGCAACCAGAUGCUGAAGUUGUGUAUGCAGAAGUGAGGGGUGCAAAACGGCCUGGGCACCAAGACAGAGCAACCCAGCCUGCAGGCCUUCAUUGAGAGAAGAAGGCAGAAGGGGGUAUUGAGAGACAAGCUGCCUCCAGAAGUUCCUGAGAUAUGCCCUACCAUGAAACUUUCCUCUUAAAAGGCUGUUGCCUUGACAAGUCUCCACCUGUUAUCCACGAAUGGAAGAAUUGCAGCCUGCCUCCCCUUUCCUGCUUUGGUAAGGAUGAACAAUGCUGUCUUCUAAACUGAAGUCCCGAUGACGCACCAGCUUGUCUUCCAAAGGCCAGCCUUCUCUUGACAGGGU
This is a messenger RNA of Candoia aspera, 1110 nucleotides long. Its product is annotated as hemicentin-1-like. Gene Ontology annotation, biological process: B cell differentiation; B cell receptor signaling pathway. Gene Ontology annotation, cellular component: external side of plasma membrane; B cell receptor complex. Lineage: Eukaryota; Metazoa; Chordata; Lepidosauria; Squamata; Candoiidae. The transcript has 5 exons. The record is from RefSeq and is a predicted model, not a curated record. The coding region runs from base 171 to 860 and encodes 229 amino acids.